Messenger RNA from Vidua macroura (Pin-tailed whydah), 626 nucleotides. RefSeq names its product RD3 like (gene RD3L). The transcript is spliced from 2 exons. The record is from RefSeq and is a predicted model, not a curated record. Lineage: Eukaryota; Metazoa; Chordata; Aves; Passeriformes; Viduidae. Bases 1 to 597 code for a protein of 198 amino acids.
AUGCCACUUUUUGGCUGGAUGAAAUGGUCAAAAACUGAUUCCUACAAAUCCACAAGAUGUCCUGGAUCAGAAGUAGUUACAAAAACCCUGCUGAGGGAGUUGAAAUGGCACCUGAAAGAGCGUGAAAGAUUAGUGCAAGAGAUUGAAAAUGAACAAAAAGUCCAGAAAACUGGCAUGGAUUACAACUGGCUCAAGAACUACCAAAAUCCUCAAGCAACAAUUCCAGCUACUGAGCAACGGCAGCUUGAAGUUCUGUGCUCUCAAAUCCAGCCUUGCCAAACAGGAACUGUUCUCAGCAGAUUUCGGGAAGUUUUGGCAGAAAAUGAUGUUUUACCGUGGGAAAUAGUCUACAUAUUCAAGCAAGUUUUAAAAGAUUUUCUUACCACCAUUGAGAGAGAAAACCAAGCAGAGCAGCUGGUAGAUGCAUGGAAUACAAAUUGCCCUGAACAUUUUAGUCCUUGUGGUGACAGCUCCAACAAGUCGGACAAAGAUGAAAUCCCCACGGUUUCAAGUUAUGUCGACAAAAACACACAAAGCAUGUUUCCCACCUUCUCUCACAGAAUCUGGAAUCUACCCUAUUACUACCCAUCAAGUUAAGUUGGUUUGUGUUGCUUUCAAAAAGUUAU